CUUAAAUUAUAAGUUAUUUCGUGUUAAAUAAAAGUGUCAUCGAGAUAAAUUGAAAAUACGAUGGCAUCAAUAUCUCAAGAGCCACCAUCACCGUCUACUGACAUCUCAGAUGAUACUCCGUCCUCUUCCCCCGCCCCAGAAGUGAUAAACAAAUUCAACUGGCUCAAACAAAGCAGGAACGCAAGAAAUAAUCCUUUUGUAAAAUCUCGUCCGUCUUUAACAAGGGAAAGCUCGACUGCUGAAUUGUUCUCAAGAGAAAAUUCGAGUCAAGAUUUCUUUCAGAGCUCAAGACUGAACCUUUUCGAAACAGCUCCGAAACCGGAAAACUCUCAAGGAUAUAAGAAGGGCGUAUCCUUCAUAGGAUGGCAUCAGCGCACCAAGUUGGAAAGAGUCCUGCUUGUUUGCUGCGCGGUCCUGCUCUUAGCAACACUGCUGACCACCUGCAUACUACUGCUCGUCAGGAGUCCUUCCUAUCUACCAGUCCCACCGUGUUACCGGCCCGAACCCGCAGAAUCGAACGUAUGUCUCUCCAGUUCGUGUAUUUACACUGCCAGCGAGGUGAUAAGAGCCCUGGAUGAGACGCAGAAUCCUUGUGAUGAUUUCUACGAGUUCGCUUGUGGAGGAUGGAUCAGAAACAACCCGAUCCCUGAAGGAAAAUCCAGUUGGGGUAUCUUCAGUAAGAUUGAACUCCAGAACCAAUUAACUAUAAGAUAUGCGCUUGAGAAGGUAAACAUUUCUGAAGCAUCAGGUGCAGAAGCAAAGGCCAGGAUAUAUUAUGAUGCAUGCAUAGAUACAAAUGAAACCAUAGAGAAGUUGGGAGAGAAGCCAUUGAUUGGUGUUAUCAAACAGCUCGGCGGGUGGCAUUUACUGCCCAAUACUGUGACUAAACAGCAAAAAUGGGAUCUGCAAAAAUUGAUGCAGGAUGUGCAGAAUACAUAUAAUCUGGGUGGAUUAUUCAACUGGGCGGUAUCUGAAGAUGACAGGAAUUCGUCUAAACACGUCAUUGUUCUGGACCAAGGCGGACUGAACUUACCGACACGUGAUAAUUAUCUGAACAAAACAGGUCAUAAGAAAGUUCUAGAUGCAUACUUAGAUUACAUGACGAAGAUCAGUGUGUUGCUCGGAGCCAACAAAUCUGAAGCCAGGGCUCAAAUGAAUAAAGUCAUUCAGUUCGAAACUGAAUUAGCGAAUAUAACAACCCCAUCUGAAGAUAGAAGGGAUGAAGAGAGCCUUUACAAUCCAUACACGUUGAAGGAGUGGCAAAAAGUGGCACCGUUCUUAAACUGGUCCAUGUUUUUUAAUGAUGCUUUCAAAUUGGUCAAUAGAACUAUAUCUGAUAACGAAAGACUGGUCGUAUACGCUCCGGAAUAUUUUAAGAAUUUAACACGAGUCAUCAGGAAAUACAGCAAGACUGAGGAAGACCAAAAAACAAUAACCAGCUACAUGAUGUGGCAAGUGUCCCGCUCUCUGUCCACCUACUUGUCCAAAUCCUUCCGAGAUGCCACCAAGAUACUUAGAAAGGCGCUGUUUGGUUCUGAAGGUACUGAGGAGUCAUGGAGAUACUGUGUCACUGAUACUAACAAUGCUAUUGGUUUCGCGGUGGGCGCCAUGUUCGUGCGCGAGGUGUUCCACGGCGAGGCGAAGACGCAGGGAGAGAUCAUGAUAGACCACAUCCGUACAGCCUUCAAGGAGAACCUCAAGAACCUGGACUGGAUGGACGCGGAGACGCGACAAGCUGCCGAAAUCAAAGCUGACGCCAUCACUGAUAUGAUCGGUUUUCCUGAUUAUAUCUUGAACAAGGAGGAACUGGACAAGCAGUAUUCAGAUCUGGAAGUUAAACCUAACCAAUACUUUGAGAACAAUAUAGCAUUCAAUGUGUAUACAUUACGUCACGAUCUCAAGAAAUUAGAUCAGCCCGUUAAUAAAACUAAAUGGGGGAUGACACCAUCGACAGUAAACGCAUAUUAUACACCAACUAAGAACCAGAUAGUGUUCCCUGCUGGUAUAUUGCAAUUACCAUUUUACGAUGGUGACAACCCUAAGAGUGUCAACUAUGGUGCCAUGGGCGUUGUCAUGGGCCACGAACUGACACACGCAUUUGACGACCAAGGACGGGAAUAUGACAGAUUCGGAAACCUUAACCAAUGGUGGAAUAAUGCAACCAUCGGUCGCUUUAAAAAGCGCGCAAAAUGUAUUCAAGAACAAUACUCUAAUUACACUAUGGAGGGACUUUAUUUAAACGGCAAACAAACGUUAGGUGAAAAUAUAGCGGACAAUGGAGGCCUAAAGGCUUCAUUCCACGCUUACCUCGAUUACAGCAAGAAUGCCAAAGUCAACUACACUCUGCCAGGCUUGAAGUACAACCAUAGACAACUCUUCUUUAUAUCUUUCGCUCAGGUAUGGUGCUCAUCAAUGACCAAAGAAUCUACCAAAAUGCAGAUAGAAAAAGAUGACCAUACAGUUGCUAAAUAUAGAGUCAUAGGUCCUAUAUCUAAUCUUAAAGAGUUCUCACAAGAAUUUAACUGUCCGGUUAAAUCUAAUAUGAACCCUGAACAUAAAUGUGAGGUAUGGUAAAAGGAAUAAAGGUCAUUUUCCUAUGAAUUAAAGCUUUAGCUACGCUGCAUUGUAUUAGCAGCUUACAUUUGUAUAGUAUAAAUGUAGACCAGGGACCCCCAAAGUGCAACCUUAAGGGGUCGAUAUCGAACUUAAAGCAUUGCUAAUUCUCACU
This is a messenger RNA of Papilio machaon (common yellow swallowtail), 2728 nucleotides long. RefSeq names its product endothelin-converting enzyme homolog (gene Nep3). The coding region runs from base 61 to 2574 and encodes 837 amino acids. Lineage: Eukaryota; Metazoa; Arthropoda; Insecta; Lepidoptera; Papilionidae. The transcript has 14 exons. Gene Ontology annotation, molecular function: metalloendopeptidase activity. The record is from RefSeq and is a predicted model, not a curated record. Gene Ontology annotation, cellular component: plasma membrane. Gene Ontology annotation, biological process: protein processing.